GAGAGGGACGAGGGAUCUGCACUGGCGUCCAGUCCUUGCCCUUCACAGCGGGAGUUGUGAUCAGAGGGGGAGGCGAUUGUUCCUCCCGCUUAGUACUGCGGGGACAUACUGGUAAAUCCUGUCAACAGUCAUCUGCAGGAACAGCUGGGCUCCCAGCACCUACUACAUUUAUUUAAGUAGUAAAUCUAAAGAUUUAAUUAGGCUUUAAAAGUUAACGUUGGCCAGUUGGGAAUAACCCGUAACCCAGAUUUACUUGUAUCGGUGGAAGUGUGCAUCCUGGGAGAGUUGUGUUGCAACUGUUUUGAAACCACUGUACGGUACGUGCCGCGAUGCGGGAUACCAAUAUAAUGCGUUGCUGCUGCACGUACUCUUGCACACGUCAAAAAACCUUGCGUUUGUAAACAAGUCAGGUUGAUUAAACUUUUUUUUCAGAGAAAAAAAUCAAUUUCGUUACCAUCUGUCCCGAGGCAGUAAAUAUAUUGAAGGCAUUUUUUGUAGUUAUCGCAGAUUAUGAGUGAAACUUUAAAAAAAUGAUUUCUCGGUAUAUUUCAACGACGUCUUUUGGCCUAUUUAAGAUUGUUUUUAAAAUGCAAUCCAUGUGUAAACCUCCUUGGCGAGACUUGCUGUCACAAGUAAAUACGGCAUUAUGUAAUUAGUUUAUUAUAUUAUGGGUUAGUUGCCGUAUUUACAAUAGGAUGUAUUAGCUUGGGAUGUACUUCCCUUUUCGAGAAAUAUCAUAGCGAGGUACUAUGACGGGCUGGGUUUCAUUUAUGGACGUAUACAAGCCGUAUAUAGGGAAAAUGUUGCCUUUGAUUGUUUAAUUACACCUUUUGGUUCUGACAGUUUCCCUCGUGGUGUCUGUGUGGAGAAGGCCACACACACUCCAGUUCAACGACGGCUUUUGCUUGCAUUUUCCAGUGUUUCUUCUGUCAGAGAGUGCACCAGGCCUGUAACUCUUCGACUGCCAGCCCUGAGCUCAGCAGCGAAGAACAUCCGUUGGAAAUGGUGAAGAUGACGAAAUCGAAAACCUUCCAGGCUUAUUUGCCAAACUGCCACCGGACAUACAGUUGCAUUCACUGUCGAGCUCAUCUCGCGAAUCAUGAUGAGUUAAUUUCCAAGUCAUUCCAGGGCAGCCAGGGACGUGCGUACCUGUUCAACUCUGUGGUGAAUGUGGGCUGUGGCCCUGCUGAAGAGAGGGUGCUGCUGACGGGAUUGCACGCUGUGGCAGACAUCUACUGUGAGAACUGCAAAACAACUCUGGGAUGGAAAUAUGAACACGCCUUUGAGAGCAGUCAGAAGUACAAAGAAGGAAAGUUCAUUAUUGAACUGGCCCACAUGAUUAAAGACAAUGGGUGGGAGUGACCAGUGAGCUACAGACCCCUGCUGCUCUAUUUUAAGACUGUAUGAGGCUGAUCUAAUGGACAGAAAAUGCUCUGCUAUAAGACAGCUCUGAGAACAUUUGCUGACAUUUUUUUUAAAAAAAAACCUUACAGCUGAACCAUUGAUGUUGCCUUCUUGUUGGCCCUUUGCUUUUUUUAAUCUUUGUCUAGGUUUGGUGUUCUCUUGUGUGAAACACUGUAAAACAACUAUAGAUGAAUUUUUUUUCAAAGCUCUUUACAGUUUGAGUGAGAAGAAAAAUGGAAACUUUUUUUGGAGCGUUUAGCUUUACAGAUGACUGUUCUGAACUUGGCUGUUCUCACUUCCCUUCCUUUUAAACUCCCCACUGUAUGUCUCUUCUAUUGCUGUUCAUGCUCUGAUACAAAACUGGGUUAGCUGACCAGCAUGGAGAUCAUUGCGAAGGGAGUUUGUAUAUGUACAAACAUCUACAUCUAAAUGUAGCAUUUUUAUUUUUUAAUGAGUUGUUUUGGGACAGGGAAGUAAUGGUUGCAGUAUUGUGAUACUGAGGUACAGUUGAAUCCCAUAGACUGCAAUUGGUUCUUCUGUUACUCCCAGGCUGUUUCUAGAUGGCCAGUCGGCAUAAAUCUAGCAUUCAGCACCUGUAACAUUAAUGGGAGCUGUGGUUUGGGGUGGGUGAUAAGGGGAUAGAGGGGACCCACUAAAAUUGUACAAAAUUAAAGGACACAUAUGGCUGGUUCCAUGUAGCAGUAUACUAAUGCACUGGACAAAAUUGGGCGCAUAAGUAGGUUUUCUGGGCAUAACAUCCUCUCAAACAUAGAGCUGGGCUCCUGGUCUGCGGACUGUUUAAAAUUUAACAGACGCAUGAAAUUCCCUUGCCUGGAAUAUGCAUGCACUCCAGAACUUUGCUUUUCCUCUUUGUUUUAAACAAGUUAUUUUCUUCCUCAUUUCUCCUGUUCUGAUCUCUGCUUCCUGUUUUCUUUUCACAAAUGGUCAUUCCCAGUUCUUGGAGUAUGGACAGUUUCUGGGUGCAAUGGUUUGCUGGUUAAAUCAUUUUUUGUCGUAUGGGUGCACCUGCUACAUAUAAUGGUGCACUCUGCUGCUAGAAAUUUCAUAUGCAGUGUUAACAGGAAGGUCCAGCAGAUUGUGUUUGUUUUUUUUUUAAAUAUUGUGUUCCAAUCGCCACUUAUAGCCAACUUUUUUUUUGCCUGCUCACUCGCUGUCAGAAUUCUCAUUCCCUGGUGCCGUGCAUUGAGUUGAAAUUCUUUGGGGAUGGGUCCUGAUCAGAUAAGCACCACUGAAGAAGGAACGUUUUUGGGGAAAAAGAAGUCGGGGGCCAGUCUGGUUACUGAGCCGAUUUUUUUUCAAGAGGGUCGCACUACAGAAAUUAAAUACUUGAAGCAGACUACAGAUCGAGGAUCUUGUUGAACCAGUUUCCCUAUAUAUUAAAAAAAAACAUUUUUGUACAUUUAGAAAAAAGAAGAAACAUAUUUAAGGUUUUAUACAUAUUUUUACUGGGUAAGUUGAUUUGCUUCCCCUACCUGAGCACUUUUGUUCUCUGUAAUUCUGGUGUUUUGUUGCAAUAACAUUUAACUUUGCAAUCUGAUUUUUAGUGUUUUUUUUCAGGUUUUGUGAUUUGCUUUUCAUUUUUAGCAUUUUCUUAAAAAAAUAAAAGAUGGAGAGGGUUGGGGAUGGGGAAGGGCAUCUCUUCUUGGACCAAUGGAGUAGGCUCUUGAGCUGGCUAAUCCCAGGGUGCUUGUCUGUUGGUUUAACCUCCGAAGACUGGUAACAUUUUUAAUUUAUUUUAACUUUUCUUUUCAAGUUUUAAAAAAAAAUUCUUUUGAGUUUUUUUUGGUUUUGUUGGGGCUUUAGAGUUGUUAAUAUCCAUCCAGUAGUAAGUGAGCUUUGCUCUGAAGAGCAGAGGGCAGUAGCUAUUGAGUGUUAAGUCUGGAGCAUUCUUUUCUACAAGGGUGAUUGAUUAAUAUUACAAGUUCUAAAGCAUGUUAUAUAUUGGUAAAGUAAAUGUUUUUGGUGCCUGAAUUCUUUUGUAUUUUUUUUAAUAAACCUUCUGAAUGCUUUAUUACCUCUCUUCACCCCCAACCCUCCAUAGCUAUUGGGACUAUACAUUGCUUUGCUGAUCUGUCUUGAAACUACAUCAACUUUGUGCAGCAACUCACUGUAUUGUACUGGAGUUAAAAUAAAAGAC
Molecule: messenger RNA, 3562 nt
Organism: Pristis pectinata (smalltooth sawfish)
Lineage: Eukaryota; Metazoa; Chordata; Chondrichthyes; Rhinopristiformes; Pristidae
Gene: ypel1
Product: yippee-like 1
Exons: 5
Coding region: 1003-1362 (119 amino acids)
Source: RefSeq, a predicted model, not a curated record